Caenorhabditis angaria is the source of this 660-nucleotide messenger RNA. Lineage: Eukaryota; Metazoa; Nematoda; Chromadorea; Rhabditida; Rhabditidae. The record is from the annotation of a GenBank genome assembly.
AUGAAUGUUUAUUUGUUAUACAUCCUCGGAGUUAUUGGAAGUUUGAUAACGACUAGAUUGUUAGCCUCAUCUGAACCAUCGCCUUAUAGUUCAAUGAAUUGUUUUCAGCAACAAUACGAUGGUUAUAAAGUCGCUUUGUGAGUUUUUUAAAAAAAUUUCUGAUAUCCAAUAUAAAUUCGUAUUUUUAUAAACAGAAAUAUUAAUUAUGUUUUAAUUGGUUGUCUUACAAUAUGUGUUCCUUUAAACUAUUGGAUCUGCUACAAAAAUCAACAAAACAUUGAAAAAAAUGCGGGAAAAGUAUUCAGCUUAACUACAAGAUUCAACAACAAUAAUAAUCUUUAUUCAUCCUUGACAAUCUCUAAAAUCGCUCUAUCUCAAGCCUUGAUCUUAUCAAUCUACGCAUUUAAUCUUGCAGUGAUUGUCAAGUAUGGACUUUUUGAAAUCGCAUUUCCUGGUGUUCACAAAGUUCUAUGGUUUUAUGUGAGUGACAAAGAUAUAAAGGAAAAAGACCAAGUAUUUCAGACAAUUCCCUACGCUGGUUUGGCACUUCCAAUAUCUAUAACCUUUUCUAUAAAUAAGAUACAGAAAUCACGAAUGGCUAGAAUUGAGCAACUUCAGCGAACGAGUUAUUCACAGUUGACUUAUUCCAAGUACUGGUGA